Molecule: messenger RNA, 1210 nt
Organism: Propithecus coquereli (Coquerel's sifaka)
Lineage: Eukaryota; Metazoa; Chordata; Mammalia; Primates; Indriidae
Gene: STRADB
Product: STE20-related kinase adaptor beta
Exons: 5
Coding region: 145-591 (148 amino acids)
Molecular function (GO): protein serine/threonine kinase activator activity
Source: RefSeq, a predicted model, not a curated record
CUUUGGAGCAGUGAGAGGGUUGAACUAUCUGCAUCAAAAUGGCUGUAUUCAUAGGAUUUACAUGGGUAUAAUGUGAAGUCAGAUAUUUACAGUGUUGGAAUUACAGCAUGUGAAUUAGCCAGUGGGAAGGUACCUUUCCAGAACAUGCACAGUACUCAGAUGCUGUUACAGAAACUGAAAGGUCCUCCUUGUAGCCCAUUGGAUAUCAGUAUUUUCCCUCAGUCAGAAUCCAGAAUGAAAAGUUCCCAAUCAGGUGUAGACUCUGGGAUUGGGGAGAGUGUACUUGUCUCCAGUGGAACUCAGCCAGUAAAUAGUGACCGAUUACAUACGCCAUCCUCAAAAACCUUCUCUCCUGCCUUCUUUAGCUUGGUACAGCUCUGUUUGCAACAAGAUCCUGAGAAAAGGCCAUCAGCAAGCAGUUUAUUGUCUCAUGUUUUCUUCAAACAGAUGAAAGAAGAAAGCCAGGAUUCAAUACUUUCACUGUUGCCUCCUGCUUAUAACAAGCCAUCAGUAUCACUGCCUCCGGUGUUACCUUGGACUGAACCAGAAUGCGAUUUUCCUGAUGGAAAAGGCUCAAUCUGGGAAUUCUAGGGCUGCCAAAUCUUUUUAUGUCCUAUAUACUUGACACUUUCUCCUUGCUGCUUUUUCUUCUGUAUUGUUAGGUACAAAUACCAGAAUUAUACUUGAAAAUACAGUUGGUGCACUGGAGAAUUAUUUAAAACCACUCUGUUUAAAGGGGCAUGAGUUUAUAGCCCCUCCGUUGGGCUCAGAGUGCUAUCAGAACUCCAGGGAAACGUUAGAUUUAUUGAUCUAGCCACAGUUAGUGUCAUCUGUUCUUGACUUUUUUUUUCCCCCCAAGAUGUGACUAACUCCUCUCUUGAUCUCUCAAUAUAAUUUUUGAGCCAGUUAAUAUUUUUGGCAUUUUGCUGUCCUCUUGGGAUGAGCCAUCAGAGGACUGUACUUCCAAAUACAUCUUUUUCUUCCAGAUUCUCUAGCCUUUUUGAUCAGCUAUUAUUAAACCAGUGGGCUAGUUUAUCCUGGCAGAAGACCCUUUUUUGGUAGAAGGGAAAAGGUUUAUUUAUACUUUCCCUUUUUCUUCUGUUAAUACUUACGGUAACAGCAAACCAAGCCUCAUUAAAUGAUUCACUUGAAAUAUAGAGAAGUUGUAAUUUGCUUUUUUUUUUUUUAAAAAAGAGGGGGCUAAAGUAAC